AUGAAUUCACUUGGGGCGGCAAACGCUCGGUUUGGCAUUGACCUUUUCAGAGAGCUGAAGAAAACGAAGGAUGGCAAUGUCUUCUUCUCACCUGUGGGCAUCUCCACCACCAUUGGCAUGAUCAUGCUGGGCACCAGAGGGCCCACAGCUCUCCAGCUGCAGAAGGUGUUUUAUCCUGAGAAAGAUACAGAAAACUCAAAAGCAAAAGCUGAUGAAAAGGUGGGGAGCCAGGAUGCAGAAGAGAUUCAUCACCAAUUGCACAUGUUUUUGACUGAUAUAAGCAAGCCCACCAACGAUUAUGAGCUGACAAUUGUCAACCGGCUGUUUGGGGAAAAGACUUACCUCUUCCUUCAGAAAUAUUUAGAUUAUGUUAAAAAAUACUAUCAUGCUACUCUGGAGCCUGUUGAUUUUAUGAAUGCAGCUGAUGAAAGCCGAAAGAAGAUUAAUUCUUGGGUGGAAAGACAAACCAAAGAAAAAAUCAAGGACCUGUUCCCAGAGGGCUCACUCAACAAUACGGUGAAGCUGGUGCUGGUGAACACCAUUUACUUUAAAGGACAGUGGGACAGGGCGUUUCUGAAAGAAGACACCAAGGAGGAGACGUUUUGGCUGACUAAGAGCACCAGCAAGCCGGUGCUGAUGAUGAAGCAGUGUCAUUCCUUCCUCUUCGCCCGCUUGGAGGACUGGCAGGCCAAGAUCCUGGGGAUUCCCUACAAGAACCACGACCUGUGCAUGUUCAUGCUGCUGCCGGAUGAGAUUGACGGCCUGGAGAAGAUUGUAGACCAAGUAAGCCCUGAGCAGCUGGUGGAGUGGACCAGCCCCGGGUACCUGGAGAAGAGGACUGUGAGCGUGCACCUGCCCAGGUUCCAGGUGCAGGACACCUACGACCUGAAGGACUCGCUGAGCGCCCUGGGGCUGGGGGACGCCUUCAGUGAGCGGUGUGCGGACUACUCGGGGAUGUCGCCUGGCUCCGGGCUGCACGCGCAGAAGUUCCUGCACCGGUCCUUCGUGGAGGUGACCGAGGAUGGCACACAGGCCACGACGGGCACUGGUGCCAGCUUCACCACCGCCACAGCCUCGGACUUAGAAAUGUUCCACUGUGACCACCCUUUCCUGUUCUUCAUCAGGCACAAUGAGUCCAGCGCUAUCCUGUUCUUUGGCCAGUUUUCUUCUCCAUAG
Elephantulus edwardii (Cape elephant shrew) is the source of this 1176-nucleotide messenger RNA. It is a transcript of the gene SERPINB13, whose product is annotated as serpin peptidase inhibitor, clade B (ovalbumin), member 13. The coding region runs from base 1 to 1176 and encodes 391 amino acids. Gene Ontology annotation, molecular function: serine-type endopeptidase inhibitor activity. The transcript has 7 exons. The record is from RefSeq and is a predicted model, not a curated record. NCBI's taxonomy places the organism in Eukaryota, Metazoa, Chordata, Mammalia, Macroscelidea, Macroscelididae.